AUGCCACCAAACUCAACAACAACAACAGUAACAACCAACGAACAAGAUUUACAAGACCAUCUUGGUAAUAUUAUCGUCGUUUCAAACCGUCUACCAGUGACUAUCUCCAAAAAUGAAGAAACAGGCCAAUACGAUUAUAAGAUGUCCUCAGGUGGGUUAGUAACCGCAUUACAAGGUCUUAAAAAGACAUCCACUUUCCAAUGGUACGGUUGGCCCGGUUUAGAAAUCCCACAAGAUGAACAAGAACAAGUGAAAAAAGAUUUAAAGGAGAAAUUCAACGCUAUCCCAAUCUUCAUGUCUGAUGAAAUCGCUGAUUUACAUUAUAAUGGUUUCAGUAAUUCUAUCUUGUGGCCUUUAUUCCAUUAUCAUCCUGGUGAAAUUAAUUUCGAUGAAAAUGCAUGGUUAGCUUAUAAUGAGGCUAACAGGACCUUUGCAGAUGAGAUUAUUAAGAAUUGUCAUGAUAAUGAUUUGGUUUGGGUUCAUGAUUAUCAUUUGAUGUUGUUACCUGAAAUGUUGAGAGAGAAAUUUAAUGCUAAAAAAUUGAAGAAUAUUAAAUUAGGGUGGUUCUUACAUACUCCAUUCCCUUCAAGUGAAAUUUAUAGAAUAUUACCAGUGAGACAAGAGAUUUUGAAGGGUGUGUUGAGUUGUGAUUUAUUGGGGUUCCAUACUUAUGAUUACGCUAGACAUUUCUUAUCUUCGGUACAAAGAGUUUUGAAUGUUAAUACGUUGCCCAAUGGUGUAGAAUAUGGUGGUAGAUUUGUUAAUAUUGGGGCUUUCCCCAUUGGGAUUGACGUGGAGAGUUUUAAAGACGGAUUGAAAAAACCUGAAGUUCAACAAAGAAUGAAAGAAUUGAAGGAUACUUUCAAAGGUUGUAAGAUCAUUGUUGGUGUAGAUAGAUUAGAUUAUAUUAAGGGAGUCCCACAAAAAUUACAUGCUAUGGAAGUCUUCCUUAAUGAACAUCCAUCAUGGAUCGGUAAAGUGGUGUUGGUUCAAUUGGCAGUACCAAGUCGUGGUGAUGUGGAAGAAUAUCAAUAUUUAAGAUCAGUAGUGAACGAAUUGGUCGGAAGAAUUAAUGGUCAAUUUGGUACAGUUGAAUUUGUUCCAAUCCAUUUCAUGCAUAAGAGUAUCCCAUUUGAUGAGUUAAUUUCCUUGUACGCUAUAAGUGACGUUUGUUUAGUCACCUCUACAAGAGAUGGUAUGAACUUAGUUUCAUAUGAAUAUAUUGCUUGUCAAGAGGCAAAGAAAGGUUCUUUAGUAUUAAGUGAAUUUACUGGUGCCGCUCAAUCUUUGAACGGUGCUAUUAUAGUUAAUCCAUGGAAUACUGAUGAAGUUUCAGACGCUAUCAAUGAAGCAUUGACUUUACCUGAUGAAAAGAAAGAAGCCAAUUGGGAAAAAUUGUAUAAGUAUAUUUCAAAGUAUACUUCCUCCUUUUGGGGUGAAAAUUUUGUUCACGAAUUGUACAAUACUUCAACAUCUUUAUCAAAGGAUUAA
Molecule: messenger RNA, 1491 nt
Organism: Naumovozyma dairenensis CBS 421
Lineage: Eukaryota; Fungi; Ascomycota; Saccharomycetes; Saccharomycetales; Saccharomycetaceae
Product: trehalose-6-phosphate synthase
Exons: 1
Coding region: 1-1491 (496 amino acids)
Biological process (GO): trehalose biosynthetic process; cellular response to heat
Cellular component (GO): cytosol; alpha,alpha-trehalose-phosphate synthase complex (UDP-forming)
Molecular function (GO): alpha,alpha-trehalose-phosphate synthase (UDP-forming) activity
Source: RefSeq, a predicted model, not a curated record